AUGUCGGGAAUCUCGCCCGCGCGAGGCUUCUCGAACGUCUUGUUCUUGCAUUCGAGGUUGACCAGCACGUUCGAACUCUUGUUGGGGCGCAUGAGCACGUUGAACACCUGCUUUCCCGUCCAUAAGCGUUGCGGUUUGAUGAUCGUCGGUGGGGGCAGGUCGAUGUGCAGAUCCGCAUCCUGGAGGUACGAGCAGAUCUGCACGAAUUCCUGUCGGUUGAAGAACGUAUCGCGACGCGUGAUGAGGAAACAGCCCGUGAUAAAAUCCUGCGUCGCGGCGAUGAUGGGCUCUCCGUUACGAGGCGUGACGAGGUUGCGCUUGAUGUUCAUCAACUGGAACGCCUCCGUGCGCGCCUCCUCGGUCUGCGGGACGUGCAAGUUCAUUUCGUCGCCGUCGAAGUCGGCGUUGUAA
This is a messenger RNA of Microbotryum saponariae, 411 nucleotides long. The record is from the annotation of a GenBank genome assembly. Lineage: Eukaryota; Fungi; Basidiomycota; Microbotryomycetes; Microbotryales; Microbotryaceae.